This is a messenger RNA of Acanthosepion pharaonis, 1788 nucleotides long. NCBI's taxonomy places the organism in Eukaryota, Metazoa, Mollusca, Cephalopoda, Sepiida, Sepiidae. The record is from the annotation of a GenBank genome assembly.
AUGCUUGUUUCUUUAAGCUCCUACAUUUCUUUCUUUUCUUUCUUUCUUUCUUUCUUUCUUUCUUUCUUUCUUUCUUUCUUAGCCUCCUUCUCCAUAUAUGUUUGUUUCUUUAAGCUCCUACAUUUCUUUCUUUCUUUCUUUCUUUCUUUCUUUCUUUCUUUCUUUCUUUCUUUCUUUUCCUCCUUCUCCAUAUAUGCUUCUCCUACAUUUCUUUUCUUUCUUUCUUUCUUUCUUUUUUCUUUCUUUCUUUCUUUCUUUCUUUCUUUCUUUUCUUUCUUUCUAUAUGCUUGCCUCCUUCUCCUACAUUUCUUUCUUUCUUUCUUUCUUUCUUUCUUUCUUUCUUUCUUUUCUUUUUCUUUCUUUCCUUUCUUUCUUUCUUUUAGCUCUACAUUUCUUUUCUUUCUUUUCUUUCUUUCUUUUUUCUUUCUUUUCCAUAUAUGCUUCUUUCUUUUUUUCUCCUACAUUUCUUUCUUUCUUUCUUUUUUCUUUCUUUCUUUCUUAGCCUCCUUCUCCAUAUAUGCUUCUCCUACAUUUCUUUCUUUUUCUUUCUUUCUUUCUUUCUUUCUUUUUUCUUUCUUUCUUUCUUUUUCUUUCUUUUUCUUUCUUUUCUUUCUUUCUUUCUUUCUUUCUUUUCCUCCUUCUCUUUCUUUCUUUCUUAGCCUUUCUUUAAGCUCCUUUUCCUUUUCUUUCUUUCUUUCUUUCUUUCUUUCUUUCUUUCUUUCUUUCUUUCUUUCUUUCUUAGCCUCCUUCUCCUUAUAUUUUUCCUACAUUUCUUUCUUUCUUUCUUUCUUUCUUUUCUUUCUUUCUUUCUUUCUUUCUUUCUUAGCCUCCUUCUCCAUAUAUGCUUCUCCUACAUUUCUUUCUUUCUUUCUUUCUUUCUUUCUUUCUUUCUUUCUUUCUUUUCUUUCCUUCUCCAUUUCUUUCUUGCCUUCUUUAAGCUCCUACAUUUCUUUCUUUCUUUCUUUCUUUCUUUCUUUCUUUCUUUCUUUCUUUUUCUUAGCCUCCUUCUUCUCCAUAUAUACUUCUCCUCCAUUUCUUUCUUUCUUUCUUUCUUUCUUUCUUUCUUUCUUUCUUUUUUCUUUCUUUCUUAGCCUCCCUUCUCCAUAUAUGCUUCUCCUACAUUUUUUCUUUCUUUUCUUUCUUUCUUUCUUUCUUUUCUUUCUUUUCUUUCUUUCUUUCUUAGCCUCCUUCUCCAUAUAUUCUUGUUUCUUUAAGCUCCUACAUUUCUUUCUUUCUUUCUUUCUUUCUUUCUUUCUUUCUUUCUUUCUUUCUUUCUUUCUUUCUUUCUUAGCCUCCUUCUCCAUAUAUGCUUGUUUCUUUAAGCUCCUACAUUUCUUUCUUUCUUUCUUUCUUUCUUUCUUUCUUUCUUUCUUUCUUUCCUUCUUCUCCUCCUUUUCCAUAUAUUUUCCUUCCUUCUCCAUAUAUAUACUUGUUUCUUUAAGUUCCUCUUUCUUUCUUUCUUUCUUUCUUUUUUCUUUCUUUCUUUCUUUCUUUCUUUCUUUUCUUUCUUUCUUUCUUUCUUUCUUUUUUCUUUUCUUUCUUCUUUCUUUCUUUCUUUCUUUUCUUUCUUUCUUUCUUAGCUCCUUCUCCAUUUCUUUUUCUUUCUUUCAUUUCUUUCUUCUUUCUUUCUUUCUUUCUUUCUUAGCCUUUUUCUCCAUUUCCUUUCUUUCUUUCUUUAAAGUUCCUACAUUCUUUCUUUUCUUUCUUUCUUUCUCUUUCUUUUUCUUUCUUUCUUUCUUUCUUUCUUUCUUUCUUUCUUUCCUUUCUUUUUCUUUCUUUCUUUCCUAA